AUGGCAGCAGAACUGGCACCCGGAGUUUGGGAUCUGGAGAAAUCGGACAACUUUGAUGAGUACAUGAAAGCUCUGGAGGUGAACUUCGCAACACGUUUAAUUGGAAACAGAGCGAAGCCACGCCAGGAAAUCAGAAUCGUUGAUGAUGUAUGGACUAUCACUACUAGCUCCCUCUUAACUAAACUGGAAAUCAAGUUCAAGAUCGGAGAAGAGUUCGAUGAAACCACUGUUGAUGGUCGCAAGGUCAAG
Molecule: messenger RNA, 249 nt
Organism: Candidula unifasciata
Lineage: Eukaryota; Metazoa; Mollusca; Gastropoda; Stylommatophora; Geomitridae
Source: the annotation of a GenBank genome assembly